AUGACUAUAGUUCGCAAGCUUUUUGAUAGAUUGAACCUAGAGCCAAGAGCACAUGGUAAAAAUAAAGCAGAGAAAAACUAUAAUCCAUACAUUGACAAACCUGUUUCUCAAGUGAAUAUAGAUGACAAUGGUGGUGAAAGAAGGGGAGUUAAAAAGAGUGCAGUUUCUUUACCAAAUAAACAGGUGGAAUCACUUGUAGGUGGGAGUGCAAAUACCGAUCAAGAGCUGUUGACAACAUCCUCGAAACCGUAUUCGUCCUUCAAGCUGGUGUCACCGAUAUCCCCUAUCCUUUCAAUCAGACAGAGUUUUGCCACUGAAAAGAACCAUACAGACAAAGGAAUUAGGAAGGAGGUGCAAUCAGCAACAGCAACAGCAACAGCAACAGCAACAGCAACAGCAACAGCAACAGCAACAGCAACAGCAACAGCAACAGCAACAGCAACACCAGCACCCGCACCAACGCCAGCGCCACCCGACUCGGUCUCCUCCUUGGAUUUACUGCCAAUUGGGUCAACCUCUUCAAUCACCCUGAGCUUCAAUCUACCCACCCUUGCACUACACGAUGCCUUUUACUCACUAGUUAAAGUUGACAAGCUCAAGUUUUCCCAUCGUGGUACUUUGUUGAACUUCAAAACAAGACAAACAAAUGAACUGGAUGUCUUUGUUUGUGAUGAAAAUGGUAGAGCGAUUAAAGAGAGAAGGAGUAAACGGAAAAGAAGAAGCAUUCGAAGAAAGAUGAGUUUGAGCAGUGAGGGUGCUCGUGCUCGUGAAAAGGAGAAUGGUGGCGAAGUGAUUGAUACUGUGGGAUCGGCUAGAAGGGGAGUUGGUGCAGGAGACAAUGCAUCAUUUUUAUCCAUUGCAACCACUGCUACAACAGCCACUACGAUGACUGCAUCAAUCAAUGGAGAAAGGAGUGCUAAUUUGAGGUACAAGGCAAUGACACCAAUUGUUGCAAGAUCAAGUUACACAAAUUCAACCACAACCAAAACUCGACAAGACUCAUGCAAACAUAGUAAUGGAUCGGCCAAAGCUGGUUCAAAUGGUUACCCCAACUUACCACCUGCUGCAAUUUCUGCACCUGUCACAGCUCGCGGUAAUACUGCACCACUUACACCUCACAAUUCACCUGCUAGGUUCGGUAGUCGAUUUGAUCCUUGUUUCAAUAUCAACAACUUCAAAGUCAACAUUAUCCCAGAUGUAGCUUCCUACCAACCAAGCUUUCUCAAGAAGCGGAGCUCAAUGCGCACGUUGGAAUCAAGAGUAGCCACGCCCAAUACAAUUACAAACACCACAAACACCACAAACACCACAAACACCACCAAUAACAGUAAUGCCACUAAAGUACCUACCGAAUCAUCAUUGACUUCGUCAACGUCGCCGUUGGUCGAUGAUUCCAAGUCCACGGCAGCUUCAUUCCAUCACCAACAGGUUGAGUUUGGCAAGAAGUUUACUUGUGUUGUUGAAGAAGGAUUGAAAUCGUCCUCGCUUAGUGCACAUGCGUCCAUUCGUGACAUCAAGACUGAAUGUGGAGACAUUGCUACCGGUGGAACAAACCGAGAUGAUACUGGUCCUAUUGCUACUGGCGCCGUCUCGGGUGUUGAUAGUGACUAUGGAACUGACGUACAACUGCUGACACUGAUGCAAUUGCUGCAAUAUGACGUUGAUUGCCGAGAAUUCGAGGAGCAUAUGCCAUUAUUAGGUAAAAAGAGAGGAAUGAAUAACGCAAGUAAAGCCGAGAGAGGAGCAAACUAUAAACAAACAAAUGAACUGACUACUACAUCCUGUGAUGAGUCUCAAGAUCUUGUCACUGGUACGCGGGAAACUGAAAGUCAGGGCAACAGUAACUACGGUCACAAAUGGUUUGUGCAAGUGAGGGAUCGACUCCAUUGUUAUUAUAAUGCGAAAUUGACCAAGUUGAAACUAAUCAAGCUGCAUCAUCAAAGAAGUAAAAAAAUGGAUGGAUUCGUUGUGGAAAAGGAACAAAUGAAAUCUAUGCUUGACCAUGAUGAAGCUGGUGCUGGUGCUGGUGCUGGUGCUGUUGUCGCUACGACACCAAAUACUUCCAAUCCAAUGCCAAAUUUGCAACUUGGGUUGUAUUCGCACAUAAACGAGCAAUUACUGAAGAUCAAUGUCGUCGACGAUACCCACAACAAUGAUGAUUCUACCGGUGAUGGUGAACCUGAUCUCUUAGAUUCAAAUCACUUUCCAGCAUGCAUUGUUGAUUCCGAUGGGUUUUACGUUGCUGAUGAAACUGAAAAAGAGAAUGAUUUGACAGGUGCAAUUUAUUUCAUCAAAAAUAAUAAGGAGGAAGUUCAUCAUGAAGUUGGUGUUGGGGACGGUAAUGGAACAACGGUCGCCACUGCAGCCACUGCAGCCACAUCAGCCACUACAUGCAAUACAAUUGCCGCUUCAACAUCUAUGCGCAUCUCCAAAGCUUCUUAUUAUCAUCGACAGCAAUUGCAGCGACAAUUCGAAUUUGCUCCGCUGCUGUUGACGAGAAACAAGAAUAGAGCCGGCUGUAACCAUAAUACCACUGCCACUAAUAUUCAUGUACCAUCUAAUGCAAUGCAAGGAGUGGCCAAAUUUGAUGCAAACUCAACCAAGCUGAAACUGAUGAUGACUAUGAUGAUGGUAAAGACUAUGGCGAGUGCGCACGCACAAGCGCAAACCCAGGCGAUUGAAUUAAAUUCUCUUUGUGAAGUUGAGUGGUCCAGUUCUAAUGAUGGUGAUGAUGAGCAAAGUUUUGGUGGGCGAUUUGAUAGUGAUGUUGCGUCUAGUGUCGUCAGUUUAGAUGCUUGA
Lodderomyces theae is the source of this 2799-nucleotide messenger RNA. RefSeq lists its product as uncharacterized. The coding region runs from base 1 to 2799 and encodes 932 amino acids. The transcript has a single exon. Lineage: Eukaryota; Fungi; Ascomycota; Pichiomycetes; Serinales; Debaryomycetaceae. The record is from RefSeq and is a predicted model, not a curated record.